CAGUAUCUGUUAAGUCGGCGGAGCAUGGGAAUUAAUUUAUUGCGAGACAUGUUAGCAACAACUCUGCUUCUUGCUGUUGUUGUUGUUUGCUCAUUGACAUUGAGCGCAAAUGGCCAACGACAGGGCGACUGUACGUCGAUAACGACAGACGGACGGGUUCUAGGACAAUGCACGCCUGUCCGUCAAUGUGAAUACUUCAUGAGGAUUCUGACGGCUAAAGUUGUUUCCCAGUCGGAUCGCAAUCUGCUGCGUGAUAAUCGGUGUCAUCAACAAAAUGACAAUGAUGUUCAAGUGUGCUGUCCAUUGGAGGCUGGCAAUAACAAGUGGAUUAGCGGCUCUGUGGCACAACCAGGAAGAGAUGCACUGGGAGCACUGAGGCAUCCUCUACUGCCCUUGGAAUGUGGCGCCGUCAAAUGGGAGCGUUCUAAUGAUACAGACACCAAAAUCAAAGAGUAUCCCUGGUUGGCACUCAUCGAAUAUUUGAAACCUACUUUCAAUGACGCAGCAAAUCAGGAAAAGCUUCAUGCUUGUGGCGGAGUUCUCAUCAGUAUACGUUAUGUCCUAACGGCUGCUCAUUGCGUCUCAAGUCGAUCAAUUAUCAACUCGGGUUGGGAGAUACAUGCGAUCCGACUCGGAGAAUGGGAUACGGUGACGAAUCCGGAUUGCCAGGUAAAUGGAGCAUCAGGGAAUGUCGAUUGUGCACCAUCGUAUCAGGAUGUUCUUGUUGAGGAAGUCAUAGUGCAUCCACUUUAUAAUAAAGACGCCGCCAGUCAAACCAACGACAUUGCCAUGGUACGACUGCGUGAUCCUGCCCAACUCAGCGACUAUGUGCAGCCCAUCUGUCUGCCCAACAAGCAACUGCGAGCCGAUGAACUGGAGCAACUGGUCACUGAAGUGGCCGGUUGGCAAGCGAAGUCCACCUCGAGGCCGAGAAAAAGCCAAGUUACUGUGACGUCAAUCGAGCAAUGUCAGACUCAAUAUGCGGCUCAAAAUAUUCGCAUUCUGGCAUCCCAAUUGUGUGGAACCGCCAAUACAAACGAGUGCCAUGGCAAUUCCGGCGGACCCCUCAUGUUGUUCAAGAACGAUGCCUAUAUCCUUGGAGGUCUACUCUCAUUCGGCCCGGUUACGUGUGCGACACCUGGCUGGCCGGAUAUCUACACACGGGUCGCAUCUUACAUCGAUUGGAUACAUGAGAAUCUGAAGCCUUAACUUAUACAUUUUAAUUAUUUCCAGUGAUAAUGCAAAAUGAAUUUUCCUAAAAAUACAGUUUAAAUAAAUACA
Drosophila innubila is the source of this 1281-nucleotide messenger RNA. Its product is annotated as serine protease easter. The record is from RefSeq and is a predicted model, not a curated record. The coding region runs from base 25 to 1209 and encodes 394 amino acids. The transcript is spliced from 4 exons. NCBI's taxonomy places the organism in Eukaryota, Metazoa, Arthropoda, Insecta, Diptera, Drosophilidae. Gene Ontology annotation, biological process: proteolysis. Gene Ontology annotation, molecular function: serine-type endopeptidase activity.